AUGAUAGCACGCGGAUCUCCAGAUGGCACAGAAAUUGUCAAGGGACAAACGGUCUCCGAGGUUGGAAUUUGGGGAAAUCGAAUCGGAGAUAAACAAAUCACACCGGAACCCGAGUGGGGUGAGGAAGAUCGAUACAUGGUUGGAGAAAAACGACCAGUUAGAGAUGUUGUUCUCGGAUCCGGUCACGGGCAUAUCAUGGGAAUGGCUGUAACUCGUGGAAAAGGGCGUGCGGUUGCUAUGAUUGGAGAGAGAUGGAUGCGUGAGCUGUUCACAGCCCCCUAUUUGGCAAACUUCUCAGUGAAUUUGAAGAACUUUUUGGGACAAGGUGACCAUCCGGAAUUUCGUUGGGCAAAUGAGGACUACAAACCGGGAGAUAUCGUUCUUGUCAAACGCAGCAUGCACUUUAAUGUAACUAAACUUGCCAAAGCAGUUAUGGAGGGAGUGAAUGGAGUGGUCAUAUCAUACUUGGGUACUUUGGGUACACUUGGACAACACAACACUCUGGACCUUAUGAGAGCAUUGAACAUCCAAAUUUACUACAGUAUAUACGGCUAUGUUCAAGACGCGAAAGUUGACUUAACCAGUCUCAUAUACUCGGCAAGUGCAUACGUCAACCCCGGAGAAGUGUUCAAAUGGCGUGUCAAAAAUUCUACUGACAAAGUUGACAAAUUCUUUUUCACAUUCAGCUGUCAAUCGGAUGACAUCAGUAAAGUGAAUCCUUGGAAACGAUGGCCGGUAAUCAAACAUGCUCUGCAACUCCGAUCGGAGGGCAGUUAUGCUACACCAACUGGUGGUAUACUUCUCAUGCGCAUAGACGCAGAUAAUAUUGGUAUCACUCUGGAAUUGGAAGACGUGUACCGACAUCCAUGGUUUGAUUUACGAAACCAAUCAGCUAUUGAUGAUUGGGAUAAUGAGCGUUUACGUCACAACCUUGUCCCGUGGACGAUGUUCUUCGGAGACAUCGUAUUUUCAUGUCUUCAAACUAAAGCUGUUGUGAAACUGAACAAAGAUGAUAUGGUAUUUUUGCAAACCUAUAUGGAUAACGUGGUGAAGAUCAUGCACAACUUUCGUGGAUCAGACUGGACAACUGCUGGAAUCGAAGUAUUUGCCGUUGAUAUUCAAAUAGCAGCCGGUUGGGGACACUCGGGUAUGCCUGUCUUGGGACACCUCCCAUGGCAAGACUCGUCGACGGAUAUAAAAGACAUAAAGAAAACAUCUAACAUUGGUAUAACACACGAAUUCGGUCACAAUUUGCAAAACUGGGCUGCGACUCUCAAAUGGGGAACCGAAGUGACCAACAAUGUAUAUCAUUUUAUAGUUCGUGGACAUUUGGUCAAUCUGACCGCCUACGGUUUCAAUGUUUCUUGGGCGUUUGGCUGGCACGAAGUUAAACAAGUUAUUGAUAUUUGGAAGGGAACAGAUUACAAUGGUGUAAACUUGGGCUAUUACAACUGGCUUGGAAUGCUGUUCGGUGAAGGACUUCUGGUUAAUUUGUGGCAUGAAACAUUCCAUAACAGAAACUCCCUCAAUUCAGAAGAAAAGAAAGUUAACUUUUGGCUGACCAAAAUGUGCAGUGAGACCGAGCAUAAUGUGAUACCGUGGCAGGAGUUGUGGAAUUUCCCCAUCGACAACAAUACUCGGACGGAAUGUGCCAAGUAUUCUUGUUAUUUCCCGGACGAUGCACUCACACAACAAGUACCAGAUAUUGUAGAAAAAGCCAUCUCCAAGGUGCCAGGUGGGUGUGUUCGAACUCCAAAAAAGCAGGUUGCCAGCAAACAUGAUAUCUUCAAGGGUCUGUAUACCCACGGCCAACCAUGGUUCAGUUUCCUCUAA
This is a messenger RNA of Echinostoma caproni, 1833 nucleotides long. The record is from the annotation of a GenBank genome assembly. Lineage: Eukaryota; Metazoa; Platyhelminthes; Trematoda; Plagiorchiida; Echinostomatidae.